Gossypium raimondii (Peruvian cotton) is the source of this 1095-nucleotide messenger RNA. RefSeq lists its product as hypothetical. The record is from RefSeq and is a predicted model, not a curated record. Lineage: Eukaryota; Viridiplantae; Streptophyta; Magnoliopsida; Malvales; Malvaceae. The transcript is spliced from 3 exons. The coding region runs from base 92 to 742 and encodes 216 amino acids.
AAAGAAAAAAACAAAGAAGCGAAAUUUCCGUUUUUUAAUUUUUAGAGCGAGUCACGGCGAAUUCGCCACCGAUCUAACGCGGCUGAGUUUAAUGGAAGGAGUAGGAGCUCGACUUGGCCGGUCCUCCACUCGGUAUGGACCAGUCACGGUGUUCACCGGACCGGUAAGAAAAUGGAAGAAGAAAUGGGUAAACGUUUCCCCUUCUAACACCGGCGGUGGCGGCGGUAACAACAAUAAUCAUUCUCAAAAUCACCAUAGCAACAGCAAUGGUACUUCUAACGGUAAUAACGGUCCUCAUCUUGUCCUUUUUAAAUGGACCCCAAUAACCCAAAGCCAAAACAAUAACAACUAUAUGAACAAUUCUCCUAAGGAGGAUACGGUAGCGGCGCCGGAGGAGCCUCCGAGGCGGAAAUUUAAAUACAUUCCGAUUGCUGUGUUAGAAGAACAAAAAAGGGAAGCUGCUGAAAACGAGGCUGCAGAAAACGUUGACGAUGAAGAUAAACCAAGUGAGUCUGACCCCAGUGUAGCAGAGCCAACUUCCAGGACUGAUGGUUUUGAUGAAAAACCUGACAUUAACGAUGUGCCUAUGGAAGAAAAUGAGGAGGAUGAUAAAAUGGUACGACAAGAUCUGAACGAAAGCACAUUGGAUUUGAGUUUAGGUUUGACAGCCCAUGAUGGUGAGUCUGAUUCGAAACCAAAUCGCCAUGGACAGCUGGAAAGAGUGAAAUCAAGUAGCCGCUAGUAAUUUCGAUAAAGAUGAUAAAGUAGAGACAUUGGCUCGACAUUCUUCUUAGAGAUUCAAUUUUUCCUCCGGCCUUUCUCAUCGGUUGGUCGUCUUUUAACCCUUAAAGCUAAAUGCAUUUGAAAAUGGCUUAUCUUUGUACGUUUAGUUCUUUUUUAUUUGAUACACUCCAUUGACUAGCUGAUUGCAAUUUGUAUUUGAUUAAGAACAGAACAAUCUAUUGUUUUGGUAGAACAUCCCAUAUUGUUUGUUUCCCCACUAGAUUUGUAGGAUAUGUUGGGGGACAGGAUAUGUUGGGACAUACAAAUUAAAUUGGUCUUUUGAACGUCUUUUUAUGGAAAUUUAUUUUCUCA